AUGGGACCUAGAGGACCAGAUGGAAGGGAUGGAAAUAAAGGUAUGGAUGGACCGCCAGGAGCUGCAGGACCUCGAGGAAAGACGGGACCAGUUGGUAAGCAAGGACAAGAAGGACCGAAAGGUAGACCUGGGCCGAGAGGACCGAUGGGGUUACAGGGUGAACAAGGACCGAGAGGAAUGAAGGGACCAGUAGGAGCAACAGGACCAGCAGGAUAG
This is a messenger RNA of Cercopithifilaria johnstoni, 216 nucleotides long. The record is from the annotation of a GenBank genome assembly. NCBI's taxonomy places the organism in Eukaryota, Metazoa, Nematoda, Chromadorea, Rhabditida, Onchocercidae.